AUGCAUCAUGUGAAAUUGACCUCCCAUGGCUGGCUCUCCGGUAUCCAGAGGUUAAUGGCCCAGAACAAAAGGCGGAUUUUGCAAUGAACCUCGCCGACGGUGACAACAAUCUAUCUCUUCGAGUUCAACGAAAAUCCUCAUUAGGUUUUUGAUCUGAUUAUUGAUGAAACAAUCAAUCCAUUAAUGUAUAGAACAACGUACGGCUGGAUUUCCACCAUUUCCCGGUCAUGGCUGCUCAAGAGCCGAAAAACGAUCAUCAUCACCUAUCUCGUGUCAUAAGAAAAAUCUUGGAUAGUAAAUCUUCUGAGGUACAAGAUAGGACAGUCAGCCGUUCACUGUGGGCUUCUUCUUCUGCACAAGACAGAUUUGAGACUAUUCGAGAUGGAAAAAGAGAGAGAGGAUGCAGCUUCGCCUAGAGGAGUUUUAGAAGCAUGCGUACGCAACAUCGAGGAUUCAAAUUCAAAUUCAAAUUCAAGUUCACCUAAUGCACAUGACCAAAAACAUGAAAACGUUUCACAACCAAGAUCGCGUUGGUUAAAAUUCUUUAAAAUGUGGAAAAAAAGCUUUACGAAGAGGGUACCUUCACUGCCACCCCUUACACCAAAAUCAGCUAGAAAAAAAGAAACGAGUGCCAAACAUCACCCAGAUGUAGAUCUAUCCCAUUUCAAUUCUUCAUGGGAAAUUUUCACCCUUGCAGAGCUUAAUGAUGCAACUGACAAUUUUAGUGAGGAUAAUGUGAUUGGAAGAGGUGGUUAUGCUGAUGUUUACAAAGGCUGCUUGCAUGAUGGGAGGUUGGUGGCGGUGAAACGACUUAACAAAGGGACAACAGAGGAGCAGAUAGUUGGAUUUUUGUCGGAGAUAGGAACAAUAGCACAUGUUGACCAUCCUAAUACUGCUACAUUGAUUGGAUAUGGAGUUGAAGGUGGAACACAUCUGGUUAUGGAGUUAUCUCCACAUGGAAACUUAGGAUCCUUGUUGCGUGGUGCAAAGGAGAAACUAAAUUGGGGUGCGAGAUAUAAGAUUAUACAUGGCACUGCCAAUGGCUUGUUGUAUCUUCAUGAGAAUUGUCGAAGGCGAAUCAUUCACAGGGAUAUCAAGGCUGAUAACAUUCUUCUUAUGGAGGAUUUUGAGCCACAGAUUUGUGACUUUGGCCUUGCAACAUGGCUACCAAAAGAGUGGACUCACCAUAACGUAUCAAAAUUUGAAGGCACAUUUGGCUAUUUUGCUCCAGAGUACUUCAUGCACGGCAUUGUGGAUGAGAAGAUCGAUGUAUUUUCUUAUGGGGUGUUACUUUUGGAGCUCAUAACCGGACGACAAGCUUUAGACGAUUCACAGAAAAGUCUUGUACUUUGGGCAAAACCGUUGAUGGAAGGAAAUCAAAUAAAAGAACUAGUUGAUCCUUCUCUUGGUGAUGAUUACGACCAGCAAGAAAUGGAACGUGCCAUUUUGGCAGCUUCGUUGUGCAUUGAACUCACCCCAGUUCUCCGUCCUCGAAUGAGCCAGGUUGUGAUGCUAUUAAGAAACGAUUAUGAUCCCAAGGGCUCAACGCCACAACAGAAAAAACGAGCAUUCCAAAGGACAUAUUCAGAAGAGCUCAUGGAUGCUCAAGAAUACAAUUCAACAAAGCAUCUCAACAAUGCACCUUGAAUCUGAAGAUGACUUUGUUGUACAUAUGGAUUCUUGUUAAUAUUUUUGAGCUCAAGUCUGGCAAUCUCGGUUGGGCCGGGUCUGGAUCAUCCAUGAGAAUAAACUUUGCAGUAACAUAAACUUUCAUUACAUGUGUACAUAUCAUUAUAUUAUAGCCCAGGAAAUUGCUUCUAUCUUGUAUAUUUA
Molecule: messenger RNA, 1833 nt
Organism: Helianthus annuus (common sunflower)
Lineage: Eukaryota; Viridiplantae; Streptophyta; Magnoliopsida; Asterales; Asteraceae
Product: receptor-like cytosolic serine/threonine-protein kinase RBK2
Exons: 9
Coding region: 382-1647 (421 amino acids)
Biological process (GO): protein phosphorylation
Molecular function (GO): ATP binding; protein kinase activity
Source: RefSeq, a predicted model, not a curated record